AUGUGCCUCGUUAGGGAUGGCGGCAGGUGGGACGACUGGCCUGACUAUCUGAGCGUGCUGUCUGGUGCGCGUGAGGUGACUCUGCCGAUCCGUAUCACCGAUGCCGACGUGGAGCUGCUGCGCGACUCAAUGCCCCACCUUGUCCGGCGGCUUAAGAUGAGUGACCGAGACAAUCGCGACAGCGCUCAGCACUAGUGGCUGCAGCCGCGCUUUGGCCCCAACGUCCGGCGCAUCAUCAUCCCUCAGGAUGAACAGCGGCAGGCGACGAGGCCACGCAACGGCAUCGGACGGCCGCCGCGAUUCGUGACGGAGGGAACAUUGUUCUUUGUCUACAACAACAAGUACGGCCGCGACAUUCUGCUUCGCGAUUUUACCUGCCGUCAGUCGAUCCGCGUGGGACUCCGAUUCUCAUUCCGCAGCCCCCCUUCGCCCCCGCUCAACGGUGUCUAUCUGAGUGUAAUGCGGUUCCUCGCCAACCAGGCGCGACCCCUCACACCCACUUACGCUGCGCAGCUUGAAAGGCCACCAGCUUUGACCCAAUACGGCGCCGCGGCGAGUGAGUCGAUGCCGUUCGUCUUCGUGCUGCGUGAGGGCUUCGAUGGUCCUCCCUGCGUCGUGUCCCUUCGCAAGGAGUUCCGAAUAUCCCCGCCCACUGGCGCCUCCAGCGCCCUCGAUAUGGUCAUGACGAGCCUGAUCAGCCCCCAGCAGUGGCAAGGCAGCCGUGUCGAUACCCCCCGCGAGGUCGACAGAGACCACCUCCCCUUCGUCACACCGACCACGAUGGUGGCCCAUGCCGGGGCCGUGCCUGACGGUGUGGAGCGCAUCGCCUCGCCAGAUGGGGCCGGGGCGAGUGUGGCGGCCGUCUUGUCGUUCAUCGGCGAGCAGCUCAACACCAACGGCCGUCGGCUGGUGCAUCGGGGCGUGACGGACCUGCUGACAUUCGUCGAUCAGCUGGGAGGGGGUUUUCCGGAGGACAACGUGACGGUGGAGAAGUGCUUUCUGCUGUACAGGCCGGAGGCGAUCCAAUGA
Vitrella brassicaformis is the source of this 1029-nucleotide messenger RNA. Lineage: Eukaryota; Vitrellaceae. The record is from the annotation of a GenBank genome assembly.